This is a messenger RNA of Limulus polyphemus (Atlantic horseshoe crab), 586 nucleotides long. RefSeq lists its product as uncharacterized. Lineage: Eukaryota; Metazoa; Arthropoda; Merostomata; Xiphosura; Limulidae. The transcript is spliced from 5 exons. Bases 240 to 548 code for a protein of 102 amino acids. The record is from RefSeq and is a predicted model, not a curated record.
CCACAGUAGCUAUCUAGUGUACUCGUGACAACGGAAAAAGAAGUGAGGACCGUUGACCAGAAACUUGGCUGAAGAACGUUUCGUAAUUCUAAAGAAUCAUGUCCCAACGGCGUGAAAUAGAUUGUUCAUCUUUCACACCGUAAGGCUCACCCAUCCUCCAAAAACCUCAAUAACAACUUCAAAAAAAGAAAGUACCGAAGAUUAUUUGAAUCAACCACUGAGUUCAGAACAAUUUCACCAUGAUUUCUACAACAAAACUUGCUGCUUGUUUCGGACUCUGGUUCAUCUGCUGCUACAGUGUUCAUUGUUCCCCUUACGGAGGCCGUAACCUGAACGACUUUUCCUCCGAUAUGUCAUCUUUUGACGAUGAGUUCCGACCAAUUCCGGACACACCCGAUUUUUAUCAGAUCCGUAGAAGAAUGAAACAAGAGACCAAACGAACAGCUGCAAUGGGUGUUGAUCUGCCCGACUACAUCCUCCACUUCAAAGGGAACUGGCCAGACUUGACUUCUUUCCGUGACCGGAUGCAGAAAAGUGGAAAAAGAUAAUUCUGUCAGCAGGAAACUCGUCGUGACGUUAGAGCUGA